Molecule: messenger RNA, 2004 nt
Organism: Oppiella nova
Lineage: Eukaryota; Metazoa; Arthropoda; Arachnida; Sarcoptiformes; Oppiidae
Source: the annotation of a GenBank genome assembly
AGGGUGGCGCCCAAUGCGCGACAGUCUAAUAGGGGACAGGGGUUUGGUAGAGUAAAAACAACGACUACCGAAGCGCCGGCACCUCAGCCCCCAAACGGUCGAUACGUGGGGUAUAAGCCGUUGAUAACGUUAGAGGACGAGUCGGCGUCGACAGAGAGGGGGCCGUCAGCUCGGAGUCUGGACUUCACGGGCGGGUCCAACCAAAUACUGUCCGAUAGUUUGCCACACAUUGAGACAAAUAUCCGUAAUAUCAAUGACUUGAAGCGCCGGAACUACUCGGACCUGCAGCCCAUCCUAACCUACAAAGAGAGCUACGACUCCAUACCCCUGACCGCCAGGAAUGAGAUAUACAGCCCACACACGACACCCAAACCCUACUACACCACAGGCGCACCGAAAGCCCAGAGGAACUCCUACCGGCUGUACAAUACGUUUCCAAAGCCGGCGCCGACCACAACAACUACUACUACGACGACUACGACUACUACCACAACACCCCCGCCCACUACACUCCCCAGUGGUCCCUAUUAUGACUACUAUUACGAGGAUAUUACUGAUAGCAAAAACAGUGUAACCCUUCCGCCGACUACUAGAAGGGUGUUCCCGACCACCACACAGGGUAGGGUUGGCGGUGGACUCAGGUUUAGGAUAACCCCCACAACCCCUAAGCCCCCGGCCAUUGAGUACGAGUACGAGUACGAGGACUACAACGGCGCCAACUAUACCAACACCAUACCUACCACUCCGUAUAAGAGCUACCAGACCACCACCACUGCCCGACCACCAUCCAUCACAAGGCCAUCCCUGUACAGCACCGGUCGAAAGCCGAGACCCACGAACCGGCGGCUCAUCAUCAAAGACAACGAGAAGGCGCCGCCAAAGCCCGCCUCCCGUCCGAAGCCCAUACACCCGACGCCCACACCCCUAUCCACCGCCGAGAAGUGCGACGCCAAGAAGUGUAAGCUCCCGGACUGCCGGUGCGGUGGCUCCGACAUCCCGGCGAAGUUGUCGGCCAAACAGAUCCCGCAGAUUGUGUUGAUUACCUUCGAUGACGCCGUCAAUGAUCUCAAUUGGGAGAUAUACGAAGACAUCUUCGAGAACCGAUUCAACCCGAACGGCUGUCCCAUUAGAGGCACUUUCUACGUGUCGCACGAGUGGACAGACUACGGACAGGUGCAGACACUGCACGCCCGGGGCCACGAGAUAGCCUCACACGGAAUCACGCAUAGUUUCGGUGAGAAGUUCACGCCCAAGGAGUGGAUCAAAGAGGUGAACGGCCAGCGAGAGAUCAUCCACAUGUAUGGUGGGGUACCCAUGGAGGACAUCCGCGGUAUGAGAGCGCCUUUCCUCCAAACGGGAGGGAACCGGAUGUUUGAGAUGCUAUACGAGACAAACUUCACGUACGACUCGUCGCUACCGGUGUUUGAAAACUCGCCGCCCUUUUUCCCCUACACCCUGGACUACCAGCUCAACCACGAGUGUAUGAUACCUCCCUGUCCCACGAAGUCGUUCCCCGGGCUCUGGGAGGUGGGUAUGAUUAUGUGGCAGGACCUGCGUGGGGGCCGGUGCUCGAUGGGCGACGCCUGUACUAACCCCUCGGACGAACCCGGCGUUUACGACAUGUUACUUAAAAACUUCAAUCGCCACUACAAAAGUAACCGGGCACCGUUUAACCUGUUUUACCACUCAGCAUGGUUCAACACCCAGCACCAUCGCAAAGCGUUUUUGAAGUUCCUGGAUGAGAUUAUCCAGAAAGACGACGUCUAUUUCCUAACCAAUUGGCAAAUGAUCCAGUGGAUGCGGAAUCCCACUACCCUGGAUCAGUUGCAUAAUUUUGAGCCUUUCCACUGCCCGGUCAAGCCUGUGGACAACCCGUGUCAUCAUCCGACUGUGUGUAACGUUAAUGGUAAGCACGGGUCGCGUACACUACGUACGUGCCAGGCGUGUCCAUCAACGUACCCCUGGUUAGGCAAUACGGGCUUUAAGUAUUCAAAGUAUGUGUGA